Fulvia fulva is the source of this 3201-nucleotide messenger RNA. RefSeq lists its product as uncharacterized. NCBI's taxonomy places the organism in Eukaryota, Fungi, Ascomycota, Dothideomycetes, Mycosphaerellales, Mycosphaerellaceae. Bases 1 to 3201 code for a protein of 1066 amino acids. The record is from RefSeq and is a predicted model, not a curated record. The transcript has a single exon.
AUGACCACCGCCGUCGCCAGCUACACUCUCACCACCCCUCCCGCCCUCGACGCACCCUACGCCUUCCCGACGACGCACUCGAGACGCCUGGCCAGCGACGGAGACCGCUAUGCGCGCGUCCGGCCACGCAGCAGAGACCACAACACACCCAACCAUGUAGCUUGGAAGAGACGCAGCACGCCAGAUGCCACUUCAAUUGCGGGCAUGGAUCGACCCAUGAGGAGGGACGGGGAGCGCAGCGGGCACUCUGGCAUUGGCACGACUAGCACACCCACCGCACGGCCAAACACCUGGUUCCGCCGUCUGUCGAGCAGCAUAUCAACGUCACGCGAUUCGAGUCGAACACCCUCGUCUCGCCCUGCUUCUGCAGCCUAUACCAAUGGAUCGCUGGCGUUCUCUCAGGCCGGCUCCACCACGCCCAUGUUUCCAGACACCACACCAGCUCCUCUGCCGCCCAACAAGCUCGUGAAACGCACAGCUUCACUGCAUAGCUCGAAUGGCUCAUCCUCGCCAUCAUCAGGGUCCAGACUACCCCUUCCGACGUUUCGCAGGCCCGCCACGAGUCAUCAGCGAUCCGCCACGCUUCAAAGUCGCCUCUCGAGCUCAAGUCCAGCGGGUCAUAUCACCUCUGCUGGCGAUAAUCAGGGAGCACGUGACUCUGAAUGGCGGUCGUAUUUCGUCCCUCGGGUGGCUGCUGACCGCACUCCGUCGAAGAGGCGUAGUUCCACAAGCAUUCCAAAUCCUAUCAAGCGUGUGUAUCCUGAUCGAAGAUACACUCCGACUCUGGUUUCUGCAAAGGAUCUCGUGCAGCCCGCUGGUGUAGAGCUUGAUGACGGGGUGAGCGAUACUGACGAGAACAUGGCAGCUGCUACACAACAAACAGCGCCUAGCACUGCUUCCUCACCCUUUCCCACACAGGCUGCGUUCUUUGAGGAAAGCACUGCGCCUCGCCGAUCCUUCUCCAUCAGCGACCUGCUGUCCACCGGACCACAGCCACUAUGGCGGCGACCAGCAUCUAGUAAAGGUCGGCCCUGGUCGUCUAGAUCUGUUCGCAAAGGACGGCCACGAGUGGCAUCUGAGCCACAGAAGCCAAUGGGUAGUGGUAUCAGCAGUCUGAUAGGCCACGACUCCGAGAGACCAGCGAAACGACGUGACCUGACCGAUCCAAAGGCGUCACAGCGGAGCAUCUAUUCCUCGUCGAGCAGCCAGAAUGUUACUCCCGCAGACAGCCGUCCUGAGAUCGACUUGAGUCUCGGCGUUGAGUCACCUUCAUUGCAGUUCACGCCCGACCAUUCUCUCCACGUGGAGCCAGCCACACAAGUGCGAACACCAUCUUCGAAUGAGCCGCAAAGGUCCCUCUCCACUUCUCUUCAGAGCGCUCCGACUCGACCCAUACGGCUAUCGGCUGCGCAGUCGGAGAUUACAUCGACCAUUGGCUCUGACAGUGAGUACCUUUCUACCGGCGACAACAGUACCGACUAUCAAAGCGACAAUGCUUUCGACUCAAUUCACACGCGAACCACGCGCAGCAGUUCUGGGCGUAGAGGACCCCAUAUCGAGACAAUCUUCGACGACUCUCCGCCGACAUUCUCAUCUGGUAGAAGCACCAAACUCCGCGAUUUUCUCAGCGAUGGUCAGUUCGGUAAUGAAUAUGGAGGACCGCAUCGACACAGCACGAUCGAAGAAGAAGAUAGCGUGGUCAGUACUCCAGUACGAUCGAUACGCAACAAGAGUGUGACUUCAACACCGUCUGGACGUUCAGCUGCUCCACAGAUAUUCUCCUCAUCUCCUCCUGUGAUGGAGAUCAUGCCCGACUUGGAUGACGCAGAUUGGGAUGUGGCUGAGGUAAGGGACGGUGACUAUGGGCUUGGUAUACAGCCGCAUGCCACGAUAUCGCCGGUCAAUGGCACAACAUAUGACCGAAACAUGCUUUUCCGCUUCGGACCAACUUUACGGCCAGGCCAUAGCCACUCUGCAAACUCGACGCCCAGGAGGAAUGGAGCGUCUCCCAUGGACAAGACCAACGUGUUUGACUGGUCUGAGCAGCAGCCUAGUCCAAGCCAUCCCAACAACUCUCCUCCAAGACCACGGACUGUGCAUGGCAAGAAGGACCAAGACAGUCGGGGCAGUCGCCCUUCAGGUCGACGACCUGCCAGUGGGAUGCACGCUCGUAGCCACAGUGUGCCCGUUGUCCCAGAUCUGGAUGGCAAGCGUAGCAGUGUCGUAGCUAAUAAAUUCGGCACAUGGGGAGUGGGGAGCAAGGCUGUAACAGAGGACUGGAACGAGGACUUCGACUUUGACGAGCCCACUUUGCCCGUCCAGGCGAGCAUCGAACAAGAUGAGAGGAGAAUCGAUAGUGGCCACGAGAUGUUUGUGCCAAAGUCGAUCCGGGAGCAGCAGGAGAACGUGGUCAUGAACAUUGGGUUGCUGAGAGAGUGGGGCCUGCUUAUCGAAGAACUCAAAGAUCUUCGUAUGCGAGCAGUCGCACUGGACAUGUUGAAAGGACCAUACGCUAAAGAAUGGCGUGAGGUCGACGCCAUGAUUGAACUGGCAGACCAGGAAUCGGAAGAGCACACGCUCGCACCGCGACGAUCCCCGCCAUCAUCACCGGGCUUUGAUGACAGCGCCUUCGAGGACACACCCUCCACAAAGGCUCGACUACGACAAUCAUCUGGCAAAAUUACAAAUCGUGAAGGAGCUGGUACCACUGGGUCUCCUAAUCCUGCAAGGGAGGCGGGUGUCCAGAACCAGGUCAUCAUCACUCGACCUCGUAAAGACUCUGAAUUGGUAGCUCAGAGUGUCAUCGCAGCUUUACAGACUAAGCGCAGCACCUCCGACCCGUCCAUGCUACCGGUCAGCUCGAAGAAGGUGCCAUUUGACACGGCAACCCUACGUCACAUUGUUCCAUAUGUGAACAGCCUCAAACGAAAAGUGAAGGAUGCAUUGCGCGAGACAGAAGGACUGUAUUCCAGUCCACACAGGCGAUCAUCGCCCAACUCGCGGAAGCGCAGGGAGUGGGCAGAAGAAGAACCAGGCUUUAGCAUGAUGUUCAAUGAGAAGAAGCACGAUGACGAUACCACGACUCAACGACAGUCACGACGCGAGGGAGCAGCCACCGACAACGAUGGCUCAGAGCUCUCUCUGUCCAAUCAGGACGGGUUUCUUGCAACCCGCAUGAAGCAAUUGAAUUUUCCAAAGUGA